Nematostella vectensis (starlet sea anemone) is the source of this 2498-nucleotide messenger RNA. RefSeq names its product lactadherin. The coding region runs from base 758 to 1609 and encodes 283 amino acids. The transcript has 4 exons. Lineage: Eukaryota; Metazoa; Cnidaria; Anthozoa; Actiniaria; Edwardsiidae. The record is from RefSeq and is a predicted model, not a curated record.
CUUUCUAUUUUGAUGCUUUUUUUCCCGCGACCAACGAACCAACGAACUGGUUCCUCAAAUAUGGGUGCUCUCUACGCCAUGUUUGUGAUAUCGCGAGAGGACGAAAACCUAAGGAAUUUACAGCGAUUCAAGUUCCCUAAAGAUUAAUUUUCUAAUUUUCAGUCAUUUCUACUGGAUAUCUCGAAUUUCCCGCUUACUCCAACUAUUUUCUUUUCUUUCCCAAAUGGAGCUUAAUUCCUUUUUAGUGAUCUUGUUGAUAUUUAAGAAAGAUGGCACAAUUUGAUGGUAUGGAAAAACAUAUUCAAAAAUUAUAAAAAUCGAAAAACGAGUUGGCAUUCAUUUUCUUGAAAACAUUUAUACAUUUAUAUGAAGCGUUUCAGUUUAAAAUAUCCACAAUAAUGCGAAAAAAAACUAAUAUUAAAUCAAAUAAGGAUCUAUCUUCGACAGUUCUUUUUUAUAAUAUUUUUUGAAAGUUGUUGUGUUUGCGCGUGUGUCUGCUCAAUCAAUUCGCAGUUGGUACGCUAUAAGUUUAUUACUCGCUACCCGGGAUAUAACGGUAAAUACUAACACUAAUGUUUGUAUUAAUUUGUUUUUAAAGUGUAAAAUAUGAACAAAAGCUAUAAACACAGUAAUCCAAUGAAUUUAGAACAGACCUCAUGCUGAUGGUACCGUAAAACGCGAAAAGCCCCUGUUGUUUACGGGAAGACAAACUCUCGAGAACGUUAAAAGGGAGCUCACAAGCUUAGGUCCAAAGUAUAUGGCUUUCCUCGCAAUCUCGACAUCUGUGUUGCUAUGGCAACUAUCCAAGACAGGCGCCUGUUUGACAAGCAACGCCUUUACCAAUCAGAUCCUCACUGGUCACGUGAUCCGUACCGUGACUGCGACGGACUUCGCAGCAUGUGCAAGCCAGUGUGGCGUUACAAAGGGAUGUCAUAGCUUCAACGUGUACCUGUCACGCAAUUUGUGCGAGCUGAGUAACGCAACGCACCUCUCCCACCCAAAAGCCCUGGUGCAGAGUCCCGAGGCAAGGUACAUGCUCUACUUCCCCCACCCCCUGGGGAAGUGCGAUAGCUCGCUCUGUGGGACUGGCACUAGGUGUGUCAUGAAUGCGGACGGAGUUGGAUACCGAUGUAAAAUGUGCUCAGAUGGCUUAGGAGUCGCAGACAACCGCAUUCCCGAUAACCAGAUCACGGGCUCAUCCUAUCAGGGCGCAGAUCUUGUCCCCUGGCGCGGGAGACUGCUGAGCACAUGGUACGCGGGCGCAUGGGCAGUAGACAUGUGGCAGUUGAGGGCAGGAGAGUGGCUCCAAGUUGAUAUCGGUCACGUGGUACCAAUAACUGGGGUGGCCACGCAGGGGCGGUACUCUAAUGACUGGGACCAAUGGGUGACCCGUUACACUGUUCAGUACAGCGUGGACGGGGGGAGCUGGACCAGUGUGCUGGAGGCUGGAGUAGUCAAGGAAUUCGUGGGAAACUUUGAUAAAAGUACUGUGGUCGAGAACUCCUUCCCCGUCCCCGUGAUGGCGCGCUACGUCAAGUUUGUCGUAAGGGACUGGAACAAUUACAUCGCAAUGCGGGUCGAGGUGUACGGCUGUGCAAACUAUCCUUAGAAGUACGGCUUGUAACUAACAAGUGUGGCAUGUAGCUAGACUAUUUAGUAUAUUAACCGUCGCGUGUUUCAUAUUGACUUCUUAGAAAUAUAUUAAUUAUAUUUAUUUGCUUUUGUGUUAUUCUAUUAUAAUGUUGUUACUAUACACAAUGAUCAAACAAAACAAAAUUAUAGAAAAAUACAUGUAGCUACACAUCCAUGGGAGGGGGACACGUGAACAUCCGAAUCCAGUUAUGUUGCAAAAUAAAUACAAUAUUAAAUAAUAAUAAAAGAUCAUGAUUACUGGCAGCAAGACACAGAACUUUUGGAGCUUGCAAUGCUACGAGACUGAUGCUUACAUUUGCGGUAGAUAGAUUCAGUUUAGGAAGUUCGCGAGUCGUGAAGUUUAGAACAGUUUAAUGACUCCUUGAUUAUAUAUGUAAUCAAUAAAAAAAUACGUUGUCUACAUCUCAAACCAUGUCUCUAAGUUUAAAAUCAAAGUUUAUUUUCUUAGCGUUGUGCGAUGCAUGAAACCUCCUGAAUCUUUUUUGAUUCCAUAAUGAGAUCCAAAUAAAUGUAGAUGUUAUUUAUUAUUUAUAUUAUAGAACUAUGAAACAUUAAUAACAGCAACUGUUAAACAAACAUCUUCUCAUAUUCCUAAAGAAAAAUAGAAAGAUGGAUGGGUUAAAGAAGGUUGAAUUUUUUUUUAUUUUUCUGCUCGUCUCGUAAAUUCAGAUUGACAUUUUUAAUAUAUUUUGUUUUUUAAUCUUCUUAUUAUAUUUAACAAUCUUAUACCUCCAAAUGUUACUCAGCAACAUGUUUAACCUGUUAGCAUUAGAAAGAUCGAAGAACUCAUGUCGUGGUGGCGAUAUCUUGGUAAAUACAAUAAAAGAUGAUUACCUUGUGACCCA